Aspergillus uvarum CBS 121591 is the source of this 1003-nucleotide messenger RNA. RefSeq lists its product as uncharacterized. The annotation marks the transcript as partial. Lineage: Eukaryota; Fungi; Ascomycota; Eurotiomycetes; Eurotiales; Aspergillaceae. The record is from RefSeq and is a predicted model, not a curated record. The transcript is spliced from 5 exons.
CUUCGUAGAAUCCACCCCAGCGUGGCACCCUCCUCUUCGUCUACUCAUACAUUCUUCUCUCUAAGGCUGUCAUAUUCUCAUGACCUAUACCAGCUUACCUCCGGGCAUCUCCCCGCCGUUGGCGGAGAACAAUGCCCACAACCAUACGGGGCUGAUCAUCAUCUUCGCAAGCGUGUGUCUUUUCCUGGUCCUCAGCUCACUGGCGAUGCGCGUCUACGCAACGACGCAACGGUCGAUGGCAUUGAGCGAUGACUAUCUUUUGGGAGUUGCAGUGGCAGUCGCCAUCGCGCAAAUAAGUGUCGUUUUUUACCAAACACAUCUGGGCUGGGGAAAGAGCUCUGAACUCCUCGACCAAUCUAGCGCAGAGCGAAUGGACAAGAGCGCAUACGCCUCCGACCUGCUCUACAUCAUCGUCCUCGGCCUCUCCAAAUGCUGCACUAGUCUUCUAUAUCAACACCUGACCACUCACGCGGCACGCUGGAUCCCACGCAGCCUUCUGGGUUUGUCCAUCAUCUGGACCAUAGUAUCAGUCAUCCUCGUCGCGAUCCGCUGCAGCAGGACCCAACCAUGGAUCGACAUCAACGACAAAUGCUCCAGUCUACAACCCCACUGGACAGCAACAACCGCCCUCGACAUCCUCCUCGAAAUCCUCCUAUUCAUCUACCCCAUCAAACUAAUCUACAGUCUUCGACUACGCCGAUCCCGCAAACUAACCGUUCUCUCCCUCCUCGGCAGCCGAGGAAUCCUCCUAAUCCCCCUAACAACAAUCCACUACCGCACCCUUAUCACCCAACUACACUCCCCGAACCCUACCCUCCAAGCCUCCACCCCGACCAUCCUCAAAGAACUCUACCUCGCCACCAGCAUUCUCCUCCUGACCCUCUCCUCGUUCAAGAUGUUGGUCGCCGUCUACGAGGACGAGGACGGUCUCGCCUACUACACCAGUGACGGUGGCGGCGCCCACAACAGUAAAUCCCGGCACCAGAACACGACCUGGAAUACG